This is a messenger RNA of Fraxinus pennsylvanica, 1395 nucleotides long. NCBI's taxonomy places the organism in Eukaryota, Viridiplantae, Streptophyta, Magnoliopsida, Lamiales, Oleaceae. The record is from the annotation of a GenBank genome assembly.
AUGAUCAUACCAGACCCAAUCUCGACGCUCAGGUUCCAUCUCCCUGCAAUGCCUACACCCAUUUCAAGAACCGUCGCCGUCAUCGGUGCCGGCGCCGCUGGCCUUUCCGCCGCACUUGAGCUACGGCGGGAAGGCCACAGCGUCGUAGUUUACGAGCGCGGAAACGAUUUGGGUGGCACUUGGGUGUACACUCCAGAGACAGAGUCCGACCCGGCGGGCCUAGACCCGAAAAGGAAUAUUGUCCACACCAGCCUUUACGCCUCCCUCCGCACCAACCUUCCCCGUGAAGCCAUGGGAUUCAGGGAGUACCCGUUUGUAUCAACAGAUAAACCCGGAAGGGAUUCGAGGAGGUUCCCGGGUCAUAAGGAAGUUCUGGAGUACUUGAAGGAUUAUGCUGCCGAGUUUCAACUCAGUGAGCUGGUGAGGUUCGGGAGUGAUGUCCGGUACGUGGGAAUGGUGGAGGGUAGCAAAUGGAUGGUGAAAUCCACGAACAAAAAUAAUGGUGAUAAUCAUGAUGAAAUUUAUGAUGUUGUAGUGGUUUGUAAUGGGCAUUACUCGGAGCCACGACUCGCAGAAAUACCCGGCAUUGAUAAAUGGUCAGGAAAGCAAAUUCACAGUCAUAACUAUCGCAUUCCAGAGCCUUUACAAGAUCAGAUUGUGGUGCUGAUUGGCAGUUCUGCAAGUGCUACUGAUAUUUCCAGAGACAUUUCUAAAGUUGCCAAAGAAGUCCACAUUGCUUCUAGAUCAGACCAAAUUGGACUCCUUGGGAAGUUGCCGGGCCAUGAUAAUAUUUGGCUUCAUUCCAUGAUCAACAGUGUUCACAAAGAUGGUAUUGUGGCUUUUCAAGAUGGAAACGAAGUCCCUGCUGAUGUUAUCCUACAUUGCACGGGGUACAAGUAUCAUUUUCCUUUUCUUGAAACCAAUGGCAUUGUGACUGUGGAUGACAAUCGAGUUGGUCCACUUUAUAAGCACAUUUUCCCACCAGCCUUAGCCCCAUGGCUUUCAUUUGUUGGCUUGCCAUGGAAGGUUGCACCUUUCCCCUUAUUUGAAUAUCAGACCAAGUGGAUCGCUGGAGUUUUAUCUGGUCGAAUUUUACUUCCAUCAACAGAGGAAAUGAUGGCGGAUACCGAAGCUUUUUACUCAUCGUUGGAAGCAUCUGGCAUUCCUAAGCGAUAUACUCAUAACCUAAGUGAUUAUCAGUUUGAAUAUAAUGAUUGGUUGGCUAACAAGAUUGGUUGUAUGCCCUCGGAAGAAUGGAGAAAGCAAAUGUAUGAUGCAACCAGCGAUAGGAGGAGAACCGCACCUGAGACCUACCGUGACCAGUGGCAAGACGAACAUUUGAUCGCAUUGGCUCAUGAAGACUUCAAAAAGUACAUUCCGGCUGCUACGCAGUGA